Messenger RNA from Psammomys obesus (fat sand rat), 1683 nucleotides. RefSeq names its product CD320 molecule (gene Cd320). NCBI's taxonomy places the organism in Eukaryota, Metazoa, Chordata, Mammalia, Rodentia, Muridae. Gene Ontology annotation, molecular function: protein binding. Gene Ontology annotation, cellular component: plasma membrane. Bases 561 to 1358 code for a protein of 265 amino acids. The record is from RefSeq and is a predicted model, not a curated record. The transcript has 5 exons. Gene Ontology annotation, biological process: cholesterol homeostasis; receptor-mediated endocytosis involved in cholesterol transport.
AAAUAAAUAAUAAAAUCUCGUAGGUGGCACCAAAGCAUGAGGGACCUGCUGAGGAGUGUUCACGGGUGUGGCUGCCAUAUUUAUUGGGACCAUUGGGUAGUGAUAUUUGCAGUAGUAUAUGUGUGAAGGCCCUGAAAGUUUAUUAUUUCAGAUUGAUGUGGUUAUUGGUGCUAGGCAUUAAACCUAGAGCCUCAGGAAUCCAGGCAAGCGCUCGACCACUGAACCACAGGAAACCCUGGCUUCCUGACCUGUUUUGGUGAUUUUUAUUCUGAAACAGGAUCUCCUUUAAUAGCUUAGGUUGGCUUUGAUAUUGCGGUCCUCUUUCUCAGCCUGUAGAGUAUCUGGGAGUAUAUUUGGAGGCCUAGGUUCCCAAACCUAUCAGGCUUUGCUGCUGGGAAAACGCCAGGAGGAGCCGUAGAUUCCGGGAUCCUUGUAUUCUGGUACUUACGGUUUUAGGUUCACAGGUGCCACUCCCCCUGCCUUUAUUUGCGCAUGCGUGAGAGUCAGAGCGCAUCCUUCUGAGUGUUUUCGGUGGCUGGAGCGGUACGGCUAGCGGUUGGAUGGCACGGGGCGGAGCUGGGCGGGCAGCGGCCCUGGGGCUGGCACUGUGGCUGCUCCUUGGUCUCGGACUAGGCCUAGAGGCCUCCCCGACCCCGGCCCCGGCUCCGACCCAGACCCAGGUCCAGAUUUCGGGCCCCAGAGCUGGCUCGUGCAUGACAGACAACUUCCAGUGUCUUACCAGUGGCUACUGUGUGCCCUUCUCCUGGCGCUGCGAUGGGGACCGGGACUGCUCUGAUGGCAGUGACGAGGAGGAGUGUAGGAUUGAGCCAUGUGCUCAGAAUGGGCAGUGCCGUCCACUGGCUGCCCUUCCUUGCUCCUGUGAUAACAUCAGUGGUUGCCCUGCUGACUUUGACAAGAAACUUCUCAACUGUGGCCACCAGCCCUGUCAGGAGGGCGAGCUGCAUUGCAUGCUGGGUGAUGUCUGUAUACCACACACCUGGCGCUGUGAUGGCCACUCAGACUGUCCUGACUCCAGUGAUGAGCUCAGUUGUGACACUGACAUAGACACAGACAAGAUCUUCCAGGAGGAGAAUGCCACAACAACAAGGACUUCUAUUAUCCCGGAGAAUGAGACUUCUUUCAGAAAUGCCACAGUUGCCUCUGCUGGGGGCCCAUCCCGAAACCCAAAUGCCUACGGGGUUAUUGCAGCUGCUGGGGUGUUAAGUGCUAUCCUGGUUUCUGCCACGCUCCUCAUAUUGUUACGACUCCGAAGUCAGGGUUACCUGCCCCCGCCAGGACUGUUGGUGGCGGUGAAGGAGUCCCUGCUGCUGUCAGAAAGGAAAACAUCACUUAUAUGAGGACUCAUGGUCACCGCCUGGCCCUGAGUGCAGUCAGACCGGACAAAGCCACAGUGGGACACGCAGGUAGCCGCUGGCUUCUCAGCUUCGAGACCUAGACUCUUUUGGUCACAGAAAACUUUGAUUUUAAGCUUCUACAGAUGUGGUCCUAGAGACUGGGGCUCCUCAGAUACUCCCUUUGUAUGUGGACCGCUUGGAUGGAGAAUUGCCAUAGUCAGGACUGAGGGGCCAGCCCCAGGAUGAUCCUAAGAAAUGGCGCUACCCUGUUUUAGACACUCCUGCUGCUCACAUUGAUGGGUGGCCAUUAAAGUUCCUUCAUCUCCUC